GGAAGGAGGGCUGAUGACACCGAGCUGGCACAGUGAGAGAGACGCGCAUUGUACUUUGUGCUGGAGAAAAAGAAGGCGCGCUGCUCCUCUCCAUCACAUUUCCCUUUCCACACACUGACGGGAAAAUAACGAAGCCAGGAUGUAAAAACUAAAUAAAUAAGUUCGUUAGAAGACGCACACAAAUCCCACUACAAACCUUUUUUUUUUUUCCAGAGUCUCGUGGUCCCACAGACUGGUUAAUUCUGCUCCAUCAGCCGCGUUUUGGCGCUCUGCUCGGAGCCGGAGUCUGCCGAGUGCCGACCGACGAGGAGAGGUGCAGCUCGACUGCUUCAUCCCGCUGAACGGACCCGAGCUCUUCUUCUCUCACUUGUUAACAGGGAACUCGGUCUUUAAUGAAAGUCUGAUUCUGGUUUUUGUCCCCCCCCCCCGCCCCCACCUCCACUUUAAUCGAUGUCAGUUCGACUCUGAAAGUGAGGAAUACUACGUUGAAGACUGUGCUUCACGAUGGCGACAGCAGCGUGGCUCCCUUUUGCCAGGGCAGCAGCCAUUGGCUGGAUGCCUGUUGCCAACUGCCCCAUGCCUGUUUCACCGAUGGACAACAGUAAGAGACAGGACGAGCUGAUUAUUCUCAACGUAAGCGGCCGUCGCUUUCAGACCUGGAGAACCACUCUGGACCGCUACCCUGACACCCUGCUGGGCAGCUCUGAAAAAGACUUCUUUUACAAUGAGGACAUCAAGGAGUACUUCUUUGACCGAGACCCUGAUGCCUUCAGGAGCAUCCUCAACUUCUACCGGACAGGGAAGCUCCACUACCCCCGCCAACAGUGCAUCUCAGCCUACGAUGAGGAGUUGAUCUUUUUUGGCAUCAUCCCUGAGAUCAUCGGCGACUGCUGCUACGAAGAGUACAAGGACAGAAAGAGGGAGAAUCUAGAGCGGCUGCAAGAUGAUCAGGAGGAGAACAAGGACAUGAAGCUGCCCCACAUGAACUUCAGGGAGACCAUGUGGCGGGCCUUUGAGAACCCCCACACCUCCACCAUGGCCCUGGUCUUCUACUACGUCACUGGUUUCUUCAUCGCCAUCUCGGUAAUCACAAAUGUUGUGGAGACGGUGCCCUGUGGUCCCACAGCCAACCAGAAAGACAUGCCAUGUGGUGAACGCUACACGGUGGCAUUCUUUUGCAUGGACACCGCCUGCGUCAUGAUAUUUACUGUGGAGUAUCUUAUGCGCCUGUUUGCCGCGCCUAGCCGCUACCUCUUCAUGCGCUCUGUGAUGAGCAUCAUUGAUGUGGUGGCCAUCUUGCCGUACUACAUCGGCCUGGUGAUGUCCAACAACGAGGACGUGAGCGGCGCCUUUGUGACGCUGCGCGUGUUUCGAGUGUUUCGGAUCUUCAAGUUCUCCCGUCAUUCGCAGGGCCUGCGGAUCCUGGGUUAUACACUGAAGAGUUGUGCAUCAGAGCUGGGCUUCCUCCUCUUCUCACUCACCAUGGCCAUCAUCAUCUUCGCCACGGUCAUGUUCUACGCAGAGAAGGGCUCCAGCUCCAGCAAGUUCACCAGCAUCCCAGCUUCCUUCUGGUACACUAUUGUCACCAUGACAACGUUGGGGUAUGGAGACAUGGUGCCGAAGACAAUCGCCGGGAAGAUCUUCGGCUCCAUCUGCUCCCUGAGCGGCGUGCUGGUGAUCGCUCUGCCCGUCCCUGUUAUCGUCUCCAACUUCAGUCGCAUCUACCACCAGAACCAAAGAGCAGAUAAACGCCGUGCUCAGAAGAAAGCCAGACUGGCUAGGAUAAGGAUAUCCAAGUCUGGCAGCACCAACACCUUCCUCCACAACAAACGCAACGGACUGCUCAAUGAACUGCUGGAGCUGACGGAUACAGAAGAGGAUGAGCAGAAGCGGACUAAGUACACCUCUCUGUUACAGAGCCAACAUCACCACCUACUGCACUGUCUGGAGAAAACCACUGCUCAUGAGUUUGUGGAUGAGCAGAUGUUCGAGCAGAACUGCUUGGAGACAGUGCUACAGACCUACCCGUCACCCAGCCCCUCCAUAUCCAGCCACGACAGUUCUGCGGGUACCUGCUGUGGCCGCAGGGUAAAGAAAAACAGUCCUCUGCCCAACGCCAGCAUGCCCUCCACCUACUCCGUCCCGUCAAACCAGUGCCCCCUGCAGGAGCUUAGUGCCAUGCACAUACAGUGUUGUGACCCAUCGUCACGCACUGCCAGUCGUUCGAACCUCAACCUGAAAACCAAUGAAAGCAGCAGGAUCAACUGCAAAAGCGGCCGGAUCACCACAGCGAUCAUCAGCCUCCCAUCCCCCCCCGCUUUGACCCCUGAUGGCGAUGGCCUCCGCGGGCCCCUACAGAGGAGGCCACCCCAACCCCAACCCCAACAACAACCCCCGGGUCACCCUGCAGCUCUAAGCAUCCAGACCACAUCAAGCUCAGCUGGCACCAACAUCGUCAAAGUCUCUGCACUGUGACUCUCUGGCUACCGGAGUAAGGAGUAGAGAAACUAGGAAGAAGAAGAAGAGGACGCACCAUGUCUCGUCUCACGGGGGUCAACAGGAAGAGCGCUGUUCUCCAGAGAUGAUGUGGAAGGUAGACGAUUGUAGAUAUGUGAACCGAGAAUCACGCACUCGUCAUGUCGUGUAUGUACUAUAGAUACGGACAGAGCCACUGCAUUUCUAAUAGUUUCUAACAGCAGUACAGAUGUUUUACAGCAAGUACCAUGGAAAAGAUUGAAAGACGUUGUGCAAUUACCAGAUCCAUACUUCAGCAGAUGCUGUUCAACAAACCAGAAAUUCACAGUAAAUUUAAAGUGAAUUUGCAGUGAAAUAGUGUAAAAGGAUAUUUUGUUCACGUUUGAAGAAGGGUGAAGAAAAGUGUUAAUCGUUUUACUUGAAUUUGAUGGGUCUCGUUUGUGUUAUGUGUUGUUUGUCUUAAGUAUUUUGAAGUUAAAAAAAAUUCUCUUACAGCAUCAUUUGAAAAGUUACAGUACUCACGAUGCUGCUAAUAUUGCUUUUGUUUUUGUUAAAGACUGUAUCUAUUCAUCCUAUCAAAGACUCAAACCAAACUGUGCUUUUUUAUUUGCUUCCUGUUAAAAUUUCUGACUGGAGUUGGACUACAGGGAGUGAGUCUGACUGACAGUGUCCUCGUGAAAUAGGUUUUAAUACUGAGGUGAGACAAAGUGGUAGUUUUCAACCUGAUAAAACCCUUUACUUGUAAGUCAUUUUGUGGUCAGCUGGAGGGUUAUUAUUUGUUUUGAUUAAAUAAGAAGGCCAACUUUAUUUUCUAGUUUUUCCUAUUUUCAACAAAUCACAUGAAAAGAUCACAGCAGUGUGUCAACCUGUCUCUCACAACUGUCUCACCUUCUCACACACUCUGUGGCACUGCAGUGUCAAGCAAAUGUUGCUCCAACAUUUCAGUUCUUUGGGAGUAUUUUGAAUGAUCUUGUCAUCUACUGUGGCCCACUGAUGUGUUAUGAAGGUUUAUUUCAAGCGUUGGUCUACACAGGCAGUAUUUGUUAGGAGGAUCGAAUCAUUAUUGAUUUUGGUCAUUAGAUCUGUUGGGAAAAUUAGAGAAUAUUUCCAGCCUUACCCCCUUAGUAAGUAAUGAAAUACAUACAGUAUUUUUACUAUACCAGUAUGUGAUCCUGUGUAUAUACUGUACAUGUGAGGCUUUUUGUUCUGAGGAAUAAGUAAAAGCUGCGUGUCGGAGAUGGAAAAAAAAAUAAUAAUAAUGUGUGUAUUGUACAUGAGCGUGAGUGGGCAUUUUAGGUGUUGAAUGCCAAAAAGGUUGGUCACAAUUGUCAUGUCAAACAACCACGCCAGAACAUUACAGGAAGACAGCCAAUUCAUGUUCAAUCCAGCUUUUUUUAAGCUAAAACUGAAACUAAAAAGCUACAUGAAAACAUGAGUCUUAUUUUUAGAUAAUUAAAAUUGAGAGAAAAAGGGUAAAAUAUGCAAAUACAAAAAAAAAAUUGGGGGGGGGGAUCUAGUCACUCUUGUUUUGGCGUGAAAUCUUAUUUUGACAACUUCUGUCUCUUUUUCCUUUCAGUAACUUCUAACAAAGCCCAAGUUGCUUUCCUUCAGUUGUACCAUUGUGAGUUAAACAAUCAAUGAAAAGAUAUUAUUUCACAGCUGGACUGCAGUGUGUUCAUGAGGUGGCAACUUGAAAAUAUUUUCCCUUUUAAAUUUCCCUUUUAUUUCUGAAUUUUAAAUGUGCUUUAAAAGAAAGCCAAUACAUGAUAAUACACAGGAAUACUCUUGUUUGACAGAAUAAUUCCAACGUUUGCUUAAUUGUCAUGGAGACAGAUAUUUUGACAUACAUAAAAUUUGCUAAAACAACAUGGACAAUAAGUCCUAAAAGACAAGUUCUGUGGAUGAAAUUACAGCUACAGAGCAUACCAUCAAUCUCUAUGACAACAGAGCAAACUCCAUCCGCUCAUGGAGACCGUGUGAUGGUUGAAUGUCUCCGCAAAAGGCACGAAGAGGACCUUGAGCUGAGCUCUGUCAAACUAUUUCGAGGUCAGUUCAAAACACUGAAGCAUAAGGAUAGGCGAAUAAUAAGCAGCUCAAUCAUGAUGAUCUCAAAAAUGUAUUCUAACAUUGAAGCAAAAUAAAGUAAAAAAUGGUUUAUGGCCUUAUCUCCAACAUUAAUCUUGUUUAUAUACCUACCUGCUGCACAUUGUUGUUCAUUUGAAGUUGAUAGAUGCCUGUUGUUUGGAAAAGUGUGUUACUAUGUUAUGGUGGUUAUCUGUAUAAAGUAAGCAUUGUGUUUAUUUGUCUCCAUUGUUUUGCUAAAGUGGAAACUCCAAAUACACGUCAUGCGUUUUUCAAUCAUGAAGCACCAAGUGAAAUUGUUUUGCCUGUAUCUGUAUACUUUGUGUUGCAUUCUGUAUUUUGUCACGUUUUUAAAACCGAGGUCAACGUAUUUGUGCCAAAUGGGUCACUUUUCCAGCCUGUGUAAGAACAAAGUAGUGGUACUCUUUAUGCUGCUAUAUAUUUAAAAGAAAAGAAAAAUAAUUAGCAAACCCUUUAAAUCAUUUCUCCUCACUGUUAAUGCAAAAUUGACAAGCGUCCGCUCCAUUGUGGUGUUCAUACCUCAGACCUUGGUUGACACAGUAUCUACACGUUAGGGCUUUUAAAAUAUCCUAGGUCAUCACCAUGCUUCAACAACUGAGCGAACUGCCCACACUGUAUGAUGAUUCCUUGUUGUCAUUAUAUGAUGGACUUCAAAAGGCAUUGCGUGGAUCACUUUUUUAAAAGUCUUGGCAUUGCUGUUUGUGUUGUUCCUAUCUUUUUAUCCUUUUGAACUGAGCUUUUCUGUCUGUUUGCUGUGUUUCCAGUAUUCUGUCAGUUUAUUUGUUAUAACAGCUAAGUGUCAGAUGAAAAUUAAAAUCUGCCACAACAA
Etheostoma spectabile (orangethroat darter) is the source of this 5407-nucleotide messenger RNA. Its product is annotated as potassium voltage-gated channel subfamily D member 3. Bases 505 to 2475 code for a protein of 656 amino acids. Lineage: Eukaryota; Metazoa; Chordata; Actinopteri; Perciformes; Percidae. The record is from RefSeq and is a predicted model, not a curated record. Gene Ontology annotation, molecular function: protein binding; A-type (transient outward) potassium channel activity. The transcript is spliced from 7 exons. Gene Ontology annotation, cellular component: dendritic spine; neuronal cell body; voltage-gated potassium channel complex. Gene Ontology annotation, biological process: action potential; potassium ion export across plasma membrane; protein homooligomerization.